AUGGCUAUCGAAGCUAAUCGAUUGCAAUUGUUACGUGAUGGACGGUGUAUUACAAACUGGUGUGAAGAAUUUCAGGUAAUACAGCAAGAAUCAUAUCCUCUUCUUAAAAUUAAAGAAGAAAACGCUUUUAUUCAGUUGCCAAAGAAUGUUUAUGAUGCGAUUGAAAAUCUUAAAGUUCAUAAAUUAAAGAUUAUUAAUGUUAAUAUUAAUAAUCAAGAAACUCAAGAGCAAGAAUUUACUAAUUUAAACGAAGAUAUUAUCAAUAUUAUUGAUAAUCAAGAAAUGUUUCAGAAACGUAAACAAGAAAUUUUCAAAUUAUUGGAUUCAACAAAAAAAAUCCUUGAAAAAAACACAACAAAUCCGAAUGGAAACAAAUGGCUUGAUAGUAUCAACAAAAAUUUUAACUCUAUAUGCAAAUUUAUAGAAGAUUGUGAUAAAUUUAAAAAGCAGAAACAUAUUCCAAAAACAUGGAAGGAUCGCAAUUAUAACACAUUUUG
Dentiscutata erythropus is the source of this 497-nucleotide messenger RNA. The record is from the annotation of a GenBank genome assembly. NCBI's taxonomy places the organism in Eukaryota, Fungi, Glomeromycota, Glomeromycetes, Diversisporales, Gigasporaceae.